AUGCAUACACUUAUUAAAUAUAGAGAAUAUAUCAACUGUAAACCAGACAAUGCCACGACCUUCUCACGGUCCUGUUACUUGUAUGAGACUUUCAUUUUCGGAGUAGGAGAACGACCCCAAAUGCAAGUGUGGCAUUCAAAGAUGGGGCCUAUCUACCGAAUUAAAAUGGGCGUCAAACCAUGGAUUAUUAUUGGAGAUCCUUACAUCGCCAAUGAUAUCCUUAAGGUGAAGGGGGCAAUCACUGCUGGCCGGCCGUUCCAUCUCUACAUGUCUCAUUAUGGCGCGCUUGAUGAAAGGGGCUUGGUUUUUACUUAUCCGGACAAACGAUGGAAAAGCUGCCGUGCAAUUGCACAAGGCUUACUUUCACCUAAAGCUGUAGCGGACAAAGUUGAAAUGAUGCAAUCGGAGGCAGCCAAAAUUACCGAGCUCAUCCUGAAGGGAACCAAAGAAAGCGGAUAUGUCGAUGUUUUCAAAUCAAUGCAGCUUGCUACGCUCAAUAUUAUCAUGCAAACGUGCUUUGGUAUUCGAGCAAAGUCGUUGGAUGAUCCCUUGGCCCACACCAUGUUUGACUUGAUCGAUACCUCAAUCAAAUUGAGUGCUCCUGACCAAGAUAUGCAGACUUUUUUGCCAGCCCUCUCGGGUCUCUUGCGUCUCUUUACAAGCAGCGAGAAUACCAUGCGCGACUUUGUGUACAAAAAGCGAAACCCUGAAUUCUGGCGUCUCAUUCAAGAAGCCCGCGAAAAUGAUUCUGACUGCUUUGUAAAAAACAUAUACCGACUUAAAGAAGAGAAUGGUUUGGAAGACGACGAUAUUCUUGUGUUUAUGGUUGAUAUGAUUGAAGCAGCAACUGAUACGACAGCAAUCACAUUGUCAUGGUCAUUCCUUAUUCUCUCUCAUUAUCCAGACGUUCAACUAAAGGUGCAGAACGAAAUAGAUACAUUUAUUACCAAGCACAACCGACUUCCUGUGUACGAAGAAAGGGAGAACUUCCCGUUCAUGCUUUCUGUUCAAAAAGAGUCCAUGCGGUAUCGAGCCGUUAUUCCCAUGAAUUUACCUCAUGAAGUCACGAAAGAUUUCGAGUACAACGGAUACCUGAUACCAAAAGGCACCGCCAUUUUAGCUUCAACAUACACGUUGAACCUCAGCGAAGAAUUCUAUGACAACCCAAGAGAGUUUAUUCCGGAGCGGUAUUUAUAUGACAAAAGGCCAUUAUCCGUUUCGGUGAAUGCGAAUUCUCAGACUCGCGAUCAGUUUGUCUUCGGUUGGGGACGACGUAUUUGCCCGGGUGUCCACAUGUCUGACGUGGAAUUAUUCAACUUUUGGGUACGCAUCUUAGCCACAGCGAGGAUUGAGCCACCAUUGCUAAAUGGACAGCCGGUAUACCCGGAUCUCAACGCCUACCAUGAUGGUGGCCUUACAGUUGGACCUUCUGAAACUAAAUUGCGGUUUGUUGAACGACACGAUCGACUCAUUUGA
This is a messenger RNA of Zychaea mexicana, 1476 nucleotides long. RefSeq names its product cytochrome P450. The transcript has 8 exons. Gene Ontology annotation, molecular function: iron ion binding; oxidoreductase activity, acting on paired donors, with incorporation or reduction of molecular oxygen; heme binding. The coding region runs from base 1 to 1476 and encodes 491 amino acids. NCBI's taxonomy places the organism in Eukaryota, Fungi, Mucoromycota, Mucoromycetes, Mucorales, Lichtheimiaceae. The record is from RefSeq and is a predicted model, not a curated record.